Cicer arietinum (chickpea) is the source of this 2760-nucleotide messenger RNA. RefSeq lists its product as uncharacterized. Gene Ontology annotation, cellular component: plasma membrane. NCBI's taxonomy places the organism in Eukaryota, Viridiplantae, Streptophyta, Magnoliopsida, Fabales, Fabaceae. The record is from RefSeq and is a predicted model, not a curated record.
UUGUUGUCUAUCUCUCAAGGUUAUUAUAUUUCCAUAACUUCGAUAAUGAAAAAAUGGAAAAAGUGAUGAAUUGAGAACAUUGUAAUUCUAGUGGCAGAGGUCUUCAUAUGUUACAAAAAUAAAAUAAAUAAAACAAAACACACAUUUCACUCCUUAAGUUACUAGCUUUCAAUUCAAAUCCAUAAUUUUCUUAGUGCAUCAAAUCACCACGUUCAUUAUGUCAGAAACAUCAACAAUUGCUAAAACAAGAUCAGAAUGUUGGCGAACUCAUCUUGGCUCUGCUCUAAGAACAACCUUAGCAUGCACCAUAGUUGGUUGCACUUCCUUAUACGGUCCUGAACCUAUAGAACGUUACAUUAAAUUCCCAGCAUUUUCUUAUGUGACAACAAUUCUCAUAGUGUCGGAUGCAACACUUGGUGACACACUUAAAGGUUGUUGGCACGUUCUUUGUGCAACAAUUCAAGUUAUGAUACUUUCUCAAAUUAGUUUUCAGGUUAUAAGACCUGAAAACUUUAGCAAUCGCAUUGCUGCGCUUGCGCUAGCCGCAAGCGCAUUUUUGGUUGCAUUGCCGGCAUCGACAAACUUGAUGACUAAAAGGAUUGCAUUUGGACAACUUGUGAUUGUAUAUGUGAGCACAAUUAUAUAUAGACAAGAAGGAGUGGCUGUACAUUCAAUUCACGUGGCAUGCUCUGCAGCACUAGGAGCUCUAGCUUCUGUUCUGGCCAUGUUGUUACCUUAUCCUCGCCUUGCCUAUGAUGAGGCAAUGAAGUUCUACCGAAUAUACACCAAGAAUACAUCUGAGAGAUUAAAUUGCAAUAUAGAGGCUAUCUCUGCCUCAGACAACUCCACUGCUGUUGGUUUUAAAACUCAAGCCGAGUACCUCUCCACAACAGGAACCAAGCUUCACCAGAGUAUCAUAACUAAACUGGAUGGCAUGCAUUGGGAACAACCUCAAAGGAUAAUUUUCAACUCCAAUCGAAUUGACACAGAAGCGAAACUGCAAGACUUGGAUAUAACAAUAAGAGGGAUGGACAUUGCUCUGUCAAGUUGCAAGUCUUUUCCUGUUGGUGUCAUUGAUGAGGAGCUCAGAGGUGUUCUGCUAAAUUGCAGAGGACUGAUCGGCCAAAAAUUAGAUCAGCAAGCAAACUGCUCUGUUCCUUUUGAUGCAACCACAAUUCAAGAAAUGAAACAAGACAUUUUCAACAAAUACCUUUCCAUAGCCUACAAAGAUCUCCCAACAUCAUUCUUUUUAUACUGUGUGCAACUUCUUCUAGAUGACUUGUCUAUAUCAAACAAAAUUGACCAUGUGCUGAAAAAUUCUCAGAUAAGUGGUGGUUCCAAAUGGAGCUACAACAAGAUCAAAGAGCUUUUGAUGAACUUGAUUCCCAGCAACCAAAGCUUGAACUUUGCAUUAAAGUCCUCUCUGUCAUUAGGCCUUGCUGUGUUAUUUGGUUUGAUAUAUGACAGGGAAAAUGCACUUUGGUCGGGACUCACAAUUGCAAUAAGUUUUGUGACUGGACGACAACCGACGUUCACAGUUGCAAAUGCUCGAGGACAAGGAACAGCUAUGGGAUCAAUCUACGGCAUCAUCUGUGCCUUCAUUUUCAGUAGUUCUGUGGAUUUAAGGUUCUUAUGUCUUAUACCAUGGGUCAUUUUCGUUUCUUUUCUCAGGCAUAGUAGAAUGUAUGGCGAAUCUGGGGGGAUUUCAGCAGUCAUAGGGGCCUUGUUGAUCCUUGGUAGGAUGAACUAUUAUGUUCCCCCAAGUCAAUUUGGAGUUGCUAGAAUGGCUGAGGCCGCAAUAGGACUCACUUGCUUCAUCAUUGUAGAGGUUCUUCUAAGUCCCUCAAGAGCUGCAACUCUAGCAAAAUCGGAACUUUCACGAACCAUAAGAACGCUUCAAGAUUGCGUUAAGCAGAUUUCUAUGAUAAAUCAUAGUGAAAUAGACAUGUCAUCUUCAAGUUACCAAGCACUGAGAGAAGAACAGAAGAAGCUUAAAUUAUUUGUGUGUCAAUUAGAGGAAUUUACAGCAGAGGCUGAGCGGGAGCCAAACUUCUGGUUCCUACCAUUCCAUACUGCUUGCUACAGUAAUAUGCUGGAAUCUCUAUCGAGGACGGUUGAUCUCUUGCUUUUUGUGGCAUACUCAAUGGAGCAUGUCACCCAAUUGGCACAGAAAGAUAGAGUAAUUUGGAUGGACCUCCAAUAUCGAGGGAACGAGAAUGUGAAGAUUUUUAAGGACAAAGCUGACCCCAUAUUGAAAAGCCUGGAAGAGAUAACAAGGAUGAAGUCAUUUAAGAAACUUGAAAAUGAGUUGAAGAGCGUAAAUGUUUCCAAGGAUAUCGAAUCACAAGAAUAUCCCAACGUCGAUGCAUUUAGAAACUUGAGCAGAGAUGAAGUGGUUGACAACAUUACAAACUCAUUCCUCCAACAUCUAGAGGAAAUUGCUAGCAAAACUCAUACAAACAAAGAUGAAGAGAUGCUUAAAGUUCAGAUGAUUUUACAUUACAGCUGCUUUGGAUUCUGCACUAGUAGCUUGAUGAGAGAAAUAAUGAAGAUUGAGAGUGAAAUAAAAGAACUACUUAUAUGGGAGAACUCAAACAAACUUCAAAGAAAUUUACUCUAAGAUCACCGCUCUGAGUUCAUAGUAAAUCUAGCCCUAUGACUAAAAAAUGACCCCAAUAGGAGACUUAAAUUUACGAGUUAACCAAUAGCAUGUAGAUAGUAUCAUAUAUAAAAUCAUCCAAUUGACGAAAGUGAAAAAAA